Molecule: messenger RNA, 6023 nt
Organism: Caenorhabditis angaria
Lineage: Eukaryota; Metazoa; Nematoda; Chromadorea; Rhabditida; Rhabditidae
Source: the annotation of a GenBank genome assembly
AUGGAACAUGAGGGCAGCACAAGUUCGAGACGAAAUUCGAAUGGAAAGCGGUUUGUGAGAAGAGCUAGAAGAUGGGCUGAACUACAGCAAAGAAGGCAGGAAAAGAAGCAACUGGAAGAAUCGACGUCUUUGCCGAAAGAGCAAAAAUGGCGAGUUCCCGAUCCGCCAAAUGUUUAUGACUAUGUUGAAAUGGCAACAAUGGGAAGUGGAGUUGUCCUAAUUGAUGAACAUCAUAAUUAUUCACUUGUUACCGCCGAAGAAAGUCGGAAACCUCAUUUGGGACCACGAAGAUCAUAUCCAUGCACAGUUUUACAUCCACGACGACAUUACGGGUUUGCACCACCGCCAAAUUAUCAUUAUUAUACUGAAGCGAUUAAUGAAUACGGAAAUCCAACUUUUAUAUCAGUCUAUCAAACGGGUCCACAAAUCACUGUAUAUAACAAUAACAACAAUAACAAUACUCGACGAACUGUUUCAACAUCUGAAGAUUCUUUGAGCUUGAUUACUCAUGAUUUAUCUAAUACUAGUAUUUCUGACUCGAGUUCUUCACCAACAACUUCUUCGUCGGAAGAAGAAUUGUUUGGAGGAAGGGCUCCAAGACUUGGAGGAAAAUUGUUUAUUUCUAAACCUCUAUAUAUUCCACCUGAUUUUAUUGGUUAGUUUUUUGACUUUUUUUGAUUCCGGACGUAUUUUUCUCUCUAAUGAACAUAUAAAAAAUCGAUGUAAAAAACCAAAACUUGAUAAUGAAUAGAUUGCUAUCUAGAACAUGUUCCUGUCGGUUUCUAUUUCAUGAGUUAAUUUUGUGACUGAAAACCGGAUGACUAUGAAUGUUUCGUAGAUUUUUGCCAAGUUCCCAGCCAGUACGAAAAUGUCUGGAAGUUUGUAUUGUCUCACAAUUUUUCAUGAAUAUUGAUUUUUCUCACCCAUUGAGCUUUGAUUAGCAGAAUACAGUAGAAUUCUUCAUGUUUUGAUCCUUUUCAAUCCAUUGAUUAACCAGGAAGAAAUCGGUUAAUUAUUCUUCGCUUGACUUGCUAAAAACACCUUUUUUUGUCUAUUAAUCCGUCCAUUCUUCAUCUUCGAUUGAUCCGAAAUAAAUAAUAGCUUAUCAAAAACAACAGUGUUCUUUUCUUUUUUGGAUUUAUCUCUGUGAGGUAAUCGAAGACGAAGCGAAAAAAAAGAAGAGAAGAUGAUUACGCCAUUCGAAUGGCACUUUCGAUUGAUGAGGGAAAAUGUUUGCCAUUUGUAGCAUUAUGUUGUGUUGUGUUGGUUCGGCUUUCUUUUUUUGUCUUAACAAGUUUUCGUUCGCUUUUUCUUUUUUGGUUGGUUAUGAGAGAUGAUGGCCUUCUAUGGGAGAGGAGAAGGAGGAUAAUAAUGGUUUAUGAUGGGGAAGAUGGUCAACGGUGUUUUAUUUGGAUUUGGAAGAGGGAAAUUUUGAGGUAGAUUUUUGAAAAACACGGAAAUUUUGUUUGCAAUUUUCACAAAAACUUUCGUUAUGUGGUCAACAAAGUUUAUCUCAAGUCUAUAAAAUUGGUAAUUUCUCGUAAUUCCCCGAAUCUCGCUUCUAACUACUUUUACAAACUAAAGUUUCCAAAAAUAGCCCCCAGGUGAUUUUUGUUCACAUGAUACUACAUAUUUUCUGCUGUACUCUAUGAAUAGAUUUUCGCCUGCUUCCAACAUCUGCUAAAAUUCUCAAUGACCUUUUUGAGGGGACCACGAGUUUCAGGGACUAUUGUUUUUGUGAAUCAUUCAUCAAAUAUUCAUAUUCGUUCAAUAGUGCAAUUCUCGUCGUCCUAUUCUAAAAAUAAGAAAAAAUUCCAUCAAAAGUGAUGAAUAGGCUUAAUUUAUCGCGUGUGGUAUCCAUGGAUAUUUUUUGAUUGUUUUUUGUUUCGCCGCUGCGCAGACAGAUGUCGAAUGGCGCGCUGAUGGCUCAAAGAGCAAUUCACGAUAUGUUUGCACACGGUUUCGGGGAAAAUAAGAGAAUAGUUGUUUUUAUUUAGAACAAGCCAUUGAUUUUUCUCAAAAAGGAUAAACUUUUGCACUUUUCUUCGCAGACAGUUAAUGUAUUCAGUCUUGUUUACUGAAAUGAAGGGGACAUGAACAAACAAUGUUUUUCUAUUUAUGGAAAUUUUUGGAAACAAUUUCCGGAUGACCUGCUGGUGGAGAACUUGGGAAUGAUGUCAUUGCGGAAAUUUGAGCCUGGAAUUUUUGAGUUAGGUGGAAUAGAUUAUGUAGAUUUGGUGCAUUUGAGAUUUUUGGAGGGUUUUCCCUGGGAAAAGACAAUUUGGCUCUCUGGAAAAGCUAUAGGACAGAAAAUUCCGAAAAUCCAAAAAAACAACAAAUCGUCUUGUCCUGGAUUUUCUUUCUUUCUCCUCGUGACGAUCUUUUGGAUUUGUCUUCUCCUUGUAAACACACUAAUAAUAUAAAUCGUCUCCUUUCUCCAUAUUUGUCUAGUGUUUGAAACUUUACACAUAUAUAAAUAUCUAUGUAUAUUUGUCAUAAAUACAAAAUCCUCCUUCUUCUUCUCGAAAUCUUCUUCGACCACUUCACUUGAUGAAAAUGACGUUCCCACAUUUUGCUGAGACCCUCUUGACACCGAAAAAAACCAUGGUUUUGAGGAGAAAUCCUUGUGUUAAAUGAAUGACGUUCAUUUUGAAAUGUGAACAAUGUGAAAAGUCAAUCAUUUUAAUUGACGAAACUUUGACAUACUUUUCUUCCUGGAACUAUUUAUUUUGACCUGUUGGGAAACAAAGUACCAAGGAUUUUCUUUGAUGGAAAAAAUGUUGCCAAAUUUGGAAUGCACUAAUUAAAAAAGUAUUCAAUUACAUCGCACAAAAUAAUUAAAAUUGGGAUCAAAAUACAAACUUUAGAUCUGAAAAUUCGAAUGGAACAGGGAAAGCUUUUAGAUGUUUUACAAAUUCAGAUUUUGAAGAGUUAUGACAUGGCAACUUUUUAGGUACGAUAUUUUCUAUAAAUUCACAAGUUGAUGAGAAAAGUUUAUCUUCAAGAAAAAUUCCGCAAAAAAUAAUUUGAACAAAAAUAAUUGUAUAUAAAAGUUUUAAAGAGAGAGAACAAAACAAAAUUGAAGAUUUUUCAAAAUUUUAAUCUAUUUUUUUUUCAGUAAAUACCGCGCCACCACCGGAACGAAGUUGGGUUAUGCUUCGACACGCGGAUCCGGAAAGGCCAAUAGGUUGGUUUAUUUUUUUCAAAUUUUUUUGGGCUUCAAAAAAUAAUGACACAAGGAAUCCACCCAAGAUGUGCUUAUUUUUAGCCACAAAUAUUUUUUCUCAACAAAUCUGGGGGAGAUUUGUUUUAUUCAUGAGCCCUGAACAAGUGUAUGUAUGUAUUUGAUUAAUCUUGCUCCGCCGCGCGCGCGCCUUAUAAUAUUCAUUAGCUCUUUUUUUUGGAUUAAAGAUUAUGGAUAUGUGUCACACGGGGGAAAAGGAGAUUAUGGGAAUAUUUUUAGACUUGGUGUAGAUUUGUGUUUUGAGAUUGGGAAAAGAGCAAGGAAUGGAUGUUGAGCAAAGUUUUUGGAUUGAGAAAAUUUAGAAGGAAUUUGGGGAAAAUUUCUGAAAUUCUCAAUAGCAUUUGUGAAUUGUGAUCUAGAAUUUUUGCAGCGAAAAAAUUCGGGAAUUUUGAUUUCUCAGAAAAUCUAGCCAAAACCCCGAAACUAGGAGAUUUCAGAAAAACAUGGUUAAAAUUUUUUGGCAAAAAUUCAAUUUUUCAGCAACAUUCACCGCAUUGUGCUACAAUGUCCUUUGUGACAAAUACGCAACAGUCAAUCAAUAUUCGUAUUGCCCAUCUUGGGCGUUGAACUGGGAAUAUCGGAAGACUCUAAUUCUCAAAGAGAUUCGAACCUACGAAGCUGAUAUAAUCACAUUGCAAGAAGUCGAAACCGAACAAUUCCGAACACUUUUCCAACCGGAACUCAAAAAUCUCGGCUAUUAUGGCAUUUUCACACCGAAAUCGCGCGCCAAAACAAUGCACGAAGAAGAGCGAAAAUAUGUGGAUGGAUGUGCGAUUUUUUGGAAAACUGAUAAAUUCGAAUUGGAACGACAACAUGUUAUCGAAUUCACGUCGUUGGCCAUGAAAAAAGCGUCGAAUAGUGAGAAUAUGUUGAAUCGAGUUAUGCCAAAAGAUAAUAUUGCGCUUUGUGCGGUUUUGAAGAUUAAGGAUAAUGUUUAUGCAAAUAGUGAGUUUUUAGGGGAUUUAUAGAGAAAAUCUGAAAAUUAAAAAAAAACUGAAGAUUUUGUCAAAACGUCAAAAUUUGAGCUGAUAAAAAUUAGGGGUUUUUUGACACCAAAAGUUUGAAAAUUCAACAUUUCCGACCAUUUUUUCUUCAAGAAAAUUUAAGAUUCGGAAUCUGAAAAAUUGCUAAAUUUGGCCCAAAAACUUCGGAAACACAAUUGAUUUACAAUUUUAUCUGAAAUCCAUAUUUUCCUAUGAUUUUCUGUGAAUUUAUAGAAUUUUCAAUAAAAAAUUCCACAGCUUCAAAAUCUGAAAAAAUUCAAAUUUUUCAUGAUUUUUGUUAAUUUUUGAUCAAAACAAGACCCAAUUCCUAAAAUCAUGUUUUCUUACAGUUCCUGGACGUGUAAAUAAUAUCCCAGUCAAUGACAAUGUUGUCGGAAAUCCUCUAGUCGUCUGCACAGCUCACAUUCAUUGGGAUCCCGAAUUUUGCGAUGUCAAACUUGUACAAACAAUGAUGUUGGCAAAUGAAGUGUCACGUCUGCUCGAUGAUGUCUCGAAGAAGUUCCAAAUUCAAACCCAACAAUGUCCAGUGUUGAUUUGUGGUGAUUUGAAUUCGUUGCCCGAUUCGGGAGUGUUUGAAUAUUUGUCACGUGGACAAAUCUCGCGAAAACAUAUGGAUUUGAAAUUGUUCCGUGAAGAUCCGUGCCUCGAGAAGUUUACGACGUCGACUGAUCCGAAUUUGAUUACACAUCCGUUGAGGUUGGAUUCGGCAAUUGAUCAGUUGGCUAUUCCAUUCACUAAUUAUACGUGAGUUUUUUUGUUAGGGAUACAGUUUGAAAUUUGAAAUUUGAAUUCCGAUGUUCAGAUUCAAAAAAAAAUUUUUUUUUUUGUCGAAUUUUCAGUGAACCCUGAUAAUUUCCAGUUCAAAUAAUCAUUUUUCUCAAUUUACUCAAAACCACGGAAAAUUACGUUUCAAAAAUGCGUCUUCUAAUGUGAAUUGUUUUUCUUGUAAUUGGCGAAGUAACGUUGCUUUUUGGAAAAAAACGUAGAAUGUGUUUUUAUUCGCAAAUUCCCGAAUUUUUGUGUGUUGCAGAAUUAAAAUGUUUUUUUUUCGAUAUUUCAGUGAAUCCCGAUAAUUUCCAGCUGAAAAAUACAUUUUCUCAAUUUUCUAAAAACCACGGAAAAUUACGUUUCAAAAAUGCGUCUUCUAAUGUGAAUUAUUUUUCUUGUAAUUGUUGAAGUAAUGUCGUUUAUUCCGAAAAAUCCACGAAUUUAAUUUUCAGACUCGAUUUCAAAGGAAUGAUCGACUAUAUAUUCUCAACACCGCAAUCGCUGGCUCGACUUGGUGUUCUCGGUUCAUUUGAUAAGAGUUGGAUUCAUAAUAAUAAAAUAUUGGGUGAGUUUUUUUGGGUUGGAAAAAGCAAGUUUCUGUGUAAAAAUUAGUAUAAAAAUGUCCAGAAAAUUUGAAAAACUACGAAUUCGGUAUAGUUAUGACGUGGCAAAGUGGAAACAUCACAUGCUUAUGAUUAAAAAAAAUUGUUCAUGUAAAAUUUCAAAUUUUAAUCUAAUAUUUUAAUUUUCAAAAAAAAGAGGUUUUUAGUAAUUCACGAAAAAGUUUUAGAAAAAUCAAAGCUGCGCAAAACCCCAACCAAUUUUCCAAUUUCCUAGGUUUUCCUCAUCCUCACGUGCCAUCCGAUCACAUUCCAAUAAUGGCUCAAUACGCCAUAAUUCCAACAUCACAUCAACGAGCUCCACCUCCACCACAAACCUCCUCCACCAAUUCGUAUUCGGGUGUGAUUGGUGGCGGUUUGCCAUCACAUCACUCAUUUUUGCGAUAA